UUGCUUUACAUGAUGGCGGAACGGUAACGUUAGUAGUUUUUUUGGACUAUUGAGUGAUACAGUACGAGAAAUGUCAGCUGCGACGCGUGUAGCAGCAGCCCCGGUGAUGUUGUCCCGGUUCCGUGGCGCUCUAGUCGGUGCUGUUUUGGGAGAUUGCAUAGGCGGUGAAUUUGAAGGUGCUGUGGAUGUCCCUUUAGAUCGGGUUCUUCAGCAUCUCGGUGCAUUGGAAGAUGACACACGGGGCGAUGGAAUUCUUCAGUAUAGUGACGACACAGCCAUGAUGCGGUGCGUUGCUGAUUCACUUCUUACCAGGGCAGAGUUUGAUGAACUAGACAUGGCCCGAAGGUUCGCAAGCGAGUACAAGCUUGCUCCAGGACGUGGUUACGGCUCAGGUGUUAUACAGGUACUGCGAAAGCUUGCAUCGCCCCAUCUGAGGGAUGUCUUCCAGCCAGCAAGAGCUCAGUUCGGUGGCCGUGGAUCUUUUGGCAAUGGGGGUGCAAUGAGAGCUGCACCUUUUGCCCUGGCCUUCAGACAUACAGCUGAUGUGCGGGAGUUUUCACGGCUUGGUGCAACCCUAACACACUCCUGCUCCUUGGGCUACAAUGGGGCAAUAUUGCAGGCCCUUGCCGUCCAUCUCUCUCUCCAGGGGGCUUUAGCUGUGCCAAGUAAUUUCAUUGACAGACUGAUUUCAGAAAUGGAGCAACUGGAAAAAGACAAGACAGCCCAGCUUGAUGCUAAAGCACUGAAUUUAUCAGAGCUACCCUAUUGCACUCGUUUGCAAAGAGUGAAAGAACUUAUGGAAAGAAACAGCGUGAGCAUUGAGGAGGUCAUAUCCGAACUGGGGAAUGGCAUCGCUGCAUUACAGUCUGUGCCCACUGCCAUCUUCUGUGUUCUGCAUUGUUUGGAGCCAAGGGAAGGGCUACCAGAGCAUUUCGGAGGCCUGGAGAUGACGAUAGCCUACAGCUUGGCUCUGGGUGGUGACACAGACACCAUUGCUUGCAUGGCAGGGGCAAUCGCUGGAGCACAUUAUGGCAUUGAGUCCAUUCCCCAGAGCUGGCAGAAGAGCUGUGAAGGGGUGGAGGAAGCUGAUGUUUUAGCAAAGCGAUUAUACAGUCUGUACACAACCCAGUGUGGUGAGGACAGGGGGACUGCAAGCUGCAACAAUAAUCAACCGCACACACAUGCUGGUCAUCAGCACACUACAAAAACUGACUGAACUGUCAUACGCAACAUGCAGUUGCACAAUUAAGAAACUUCACCUGGCACAUAGUGUCAUAUGCACCUCUUAACAUUAAUGUUUAUAAAAAUGUGAUGAUCUUCUUGUGCAAAAAUGUUUACAAUAAAUACAAGUAAUACAAAA
Triplophysa rosa is the source of this 1360-nucleotide messenger RNA. RefSeq names its product ADP-ribosylserine hydrolase (gene adprs). Bases 71 to 1216 code for a protein of 381 amino acids. NCBI's taxonomy places the organism in Eukaryota, Metazoa, Chordata, Actinopteri, Cypriniformes, Nemacheilidae. The transcript has 7 exons. The record is from RefSeq and is a predicted model, not a curated record. Gene Ontology annotation, cellular component: mitochondrion; nucleus.